Lotus japonicus is the source of this 1283-nucleotide messenger RNA. Its product is annotated as probable CCR4-associated factor 1 homolog 11. NCBI's taxonomy places the organism in Eukaryota, Viridiplantae, Streptophyta, Magnoliopsida, Fabales, Fabaceae. The record is from RefSeq and is a predicted model, not a curated record. Gene Ontology annotation, molecular function: poly(A)-specific ribonuclease activity; nucleic acid binding. The transcript has a single exon. Bases 222 to 1181 code for a protein of 319 amino acids. Gene Ontology annotation, cellular component: CCR4-NOT core complex; P-body; CCR4-NOT complex.
UCUGAAAUAUUUUAGCAACGAAAUCAAAUCUUUUUUUCCAAAUCAAUCAGUUUGAUUAAAUGAAGUAAUUUAAAACUAAUUAAACUAUAAAUUCACUUUAUGAAAUCCAGUUUAUCAAAUGAAACCCUCACUCAACGUCUUUCUUGUUCAUCUCUCUCGACUAGACUGAAACUGAAGAAGUGAAGUGAGUGAACUGAAGAUAAUCAAUUUCACAUUCAACCAUGAACUCCAUCCCAAAACCCAAACUGAAGCCGGUGAUCAUUCGAGAAGUGUGGGCCUUCAACUUAGAAGCUGAAUUCCAACUCAUCCGCGGCCUCAUCCAUCGCUACCCUUUCAUCUCCAUGGAUACUGAGUUCCCCGGCGUCAUCUUCAAGCCCGCUGAACCCCACAACCACCGCAACCUCCGCCCCACUGAUACCUACCGUUUCAUCAAGGCCAACGUUGACGUGCUCAACCUCAUUCAAGUUGGUCUCACCCUCUCCGACGCCGUCGGCAACCUCCCCGACCUCGGCACCGACGACUGCACGUUCAUCUGGCAGUUCAACUUCCGCGACUUCAACGUCACCCGCGACGCCCACGCUCCUGACUCCGUCGCCCUGCUCCGCAGCCAGGGGAUUGACUUCGCACGCAACGCUUCCGCCGGCGUUGAUUCGGCCCGAUUCGCUCGUUUGAUGAUGUGGUCCGGGCUUCUCCGCAACAAUGCUGUGAGCUGGCUCACUUUCCACUCAGCGUAUGAUUUCGCGUACUUGAUCAAGAUUCUGACUCGCCGGAGCCUUCCGGUUCGACUGGAGGAUUUCUUGAGGGUCGUGAGGGUGUUUUUCGGAGACAAGGUUUAUGAUAUCAAGCAUUUGGUGAAAUUCUGCGAUUCUCUCUACGGCGGUCUUGAUAGGAUUGGGCAGAUUCUCAAAGUGGAUCGAGUGGCUGGAAAAUCACAUCAAGCUGGUUCUGAUAGUUUGCAUACAAUGCAAGUGUUUCAGAAGAUCAAGGACGUUUAUUUUGACAACGAUGGCUAUAAGAAACACGUCAACGUCUUGUACGGGUUAGAGUUAGAAUUCAAUCCUAGUUUGAAUCACUUGUUUCCUUCACCCAACCAAACUUGUUCGAGUCGGGUAGUGCCACUUUACUACAUCCCCACACGCUCAAAUAUGAUGCCUCUAUUCAAAUAUGUACAAUUUGGCUAAUUGAUCUAUGUUAAUACGAGUUAAAUGAUUUUUGUAUCUUUUAGAUUUUUUUAUAGUAACGUUACUGCAAUGUGUUUGUUUGUUUAUCACUACAGUUAAGUG